AAAGAUAUGCUCGGAGGAUUUGCGCCCUGCUUCCAGCAUUUUUUUCGUAAAAUAGUGAAUUAGUGGUUAAUUGCCUUUAUUAUUCAUUUUUAACUUUCCUUUAGCUAGUAAGAAGUAAUAAGAGUGUGAAAAUACAUUCAAAUUAAUAGUCACUUGGGCUUGAUCUGCAACAUAUCGAUUCGGCGUAUAUAACGUACAAAGCUAGGUUAUAAUUAGAUUUUCGGCAUUUUCCACUAGUGUUAAUUUGAAAUGGAAAGCAUGGAUGUCGCUCAAGAAGGUACCUCGGCAGCGUCUACGCCCGUCGUGGAAAACGGGCCCGACAAGAAUGUAACGGCGGAGGAAAUGACUUCAAGAGACUACUAUUUUGACUCGUAUGCUCAUUUCGGUAUUCACGAGGAGAUGUUAAAGGAUGAAGUUCGCACACUCACGUAUAGGAAUGCUAUGUACCACAAUAAACACUUAUUUAAGGGAAAAAUAGUGUUAGACAUAGGCUGCGGCACGGGCAUCCUGUCGAUGUUCGCCGCCAAAGCUGGGGCAGCUAAGGUGAUCGCCGUGGAGUGCUCCAACAUCGUGGACUACGCGCGCAAGAUCGUUGAGGCCAACCGGCUCGAUGACGUCAUCGAGAUCAUCAAGGGCAAGGUGGAGGAGAUUGAACUGCCGGUUGAGAAAGUGGACAUCAUCAUCUCCGAAUGGAUGGGCUACUGCCUGUUCUACGAGAGCAUGUUGGACACAGUGCUGUUCGCUCGCGACAAGUGGCUGCAGCCUGAUGGCAUGCUGUUUCCGGACAGAUGCACACUGUUCAUCUGCGGCAUUGAGGACCGUCAGUACAAGGACGAGAAGAUCAACUGGUGGGAUGAUGUGUAUGGCUUUGACAUGUCUUCCAUCCGCAAGGUGGCCAUCUCCGAGCCACUGGUUGAUGUAGUAGACGCGAAACAGGUAGUUACGAAUUCCUGUCUGCUGAAGGAAAUAGAUCUUUACACGGUCAAGAAAGAAGAUCUCAACUUUGAAUCCAAAUUCCAUUUGCAAGUCCGCCGCAACGACUUCAUCCAGGCGCUAGUGACGUUCUUCAACGUGGAGUUCACGAAGUCUCACAAGCGCCUCGGGUUCAGCACGGCGCCCGAAGCCCCUUACACCCAUUGGAAGCAGACCGUCUUCUACUUCGACGAGUACAUGACUGUAAAGAAGCAGGAAGAGAUAACGGGCACAUUCUCGAUGCGGCAGAACGCGCGCAACAACCGCGAUCUCGACUUCGAGAUCGAGAUCGACUUCAAGGGCGAGCUGUGCCAGGUGCAAGAGAAGAACCACUACAGGAUGCGUUGAGCGCCAACAGAGGUUUCUAUACGUGUAGCUCUGGUUUUUAUACUACAUUUUAUGCUUAGCUAUGUAAUAUGGCUGUAAAGCCUUGCGGUUGUAACCAAUAUGACUAUUAUUCAGUAGUACGCAGGCACCUUCUGCACGAACUGUAAGCACAUUUAUAGUAAAAAAAAGUAUAUCUGAUCAAGGGUAAUCCUAUAUAGACCACACCCACACCCUUCUGCCAAAAAGAUUUUAAUAAAUUAAUAAAUAACUAAAAAUCCAGAAAAAAUCUUUACAACAGCAUGGCUGUUCCAUUUUAGUUGAUAUACCUACACAUAGAUUUUUUUUAUUUUUGCAAAUAUUUAGUUUCUUUUCUAUUAAAUCAGUUAGCUUCAAUGAGAAUAAAGUGUUAAAAAAUCAAAGCUACAUUGAUAGAAACGAAUGGACAUGUCCCAGUGUUCUACCGUCUUAUUUUUGAGAUAAGCUUAGUGAUUGUAUCAUAAGUAUUGGAGCAUACAUGCCAAAACUUUGUUCAACUAUUCUAAGUAAUCAGAAUUUUUCUUUAUUUUCAUCUAUUCUUAUUACUGAGACUUGAUAAGUAAAAACUUAAGAAAUGAGGCGUUUUUCAUGUUUUAAUAUGGCACAAAAUUAUUUUGUUUUAGAUUCGCUAGCAUUGUGUUUUAUCGGGAAGAAAAUGUUUGGAUAUUUAUUUUGUGCCUUUACAAGUGUACACUGCCAUUAAAUGACACUUAUUUCCUUUUAGUAUAAAAAAAUUAUGAGUGGCAACUAUUUUUUUUCGCAUGUGUUGCAUAACGCCUUUUUUCUUAAGUUAUUUUACUCGUAAUACACAUUGAGAAAUGCUUUGGGUAUAAAACGA
Leguminivora glycinivorella is the source of this 2173-nucleotide messenger RNA. It is a transcript of the gene Art1, whose product is annotated as protein arginine N-methyltransferase 1. Gene Ontology annotation, molecular function: protein-arginine N-methyltransferase activity. The record is from RefSeq and is a predicted model, not a curated record. NCBI's taxonomy places the organism in Eukaryota, Metazoa, Arthropoda, Insecta, Lepidoptera, Tortricidae. The transcript is spliced from 8 exons. Gene Ontology annotation, cellular component: nucleus. The coding region runs from base 250 to 1320 and encodes 356 amino acids. Gene Ontology annotation, biological process: peptidyl-arginine methylation.